AUGGCUAGACGACUCCAUCUGGAUACUUCCAACUUGGGAGCAAAUCAGAGAUACUCAUUUCUCGAAACCCCGUUGGAAAUGCAAACCGCGGGCUUGCAAAUUCCUUCACAGCCGCCGCAGCCGGCGACCGUGCCGGAGACACAUGCGACCCAGCAAGAACAGGCUCCGCCUGAGCAAGCUCAGCCGCCACUGAAUGAAAAGACACAUACCCUCCCAGAAGGAUCAGACCCCUCUCAUUAUCCCAAUGGUCCGAAUAUAGAUCAUCACCCGGCAAUCUAUGCGCCCUUUGCCGACGAGACGCCCCAGUCAAAGCAGCAUCCCGACGCAGUGGUGCCUGACUACUCGUAUGUGGUCCCUCCAGGCUCUCCGGGGCCACUUCCAAUCAAGACGAAUCCGGCAGCCCCGGAACAAUAUUCAGAACGCCUGCCCGUCGCUGUGGUACCGGACGCGAAUCCGCUGCAAACCCCGCAAAUGCCUCGUUUCCCUUCACCCGUGGCAUCAAGAGCACCCCAAUCGUCAAUAGCGAAUGAUCUCAUGGGGUACCACCAACCAGGACAGGUAGCCCAUCCUAACCAAGCGGUAAAGGGCGGAACGUGGAGUCAUGGCAUGUGCGAUUGCUCGAAUAUUUGGACCUGUUGUCUCGGUUUGAUCUGUCCUUGUAUCCUAUACGGUAGAACACAGUAUCGGCUUUCUUCAUUGUCGAGAAAAGAGGACCCAACAAACAUGCUGGGCUACGAGACGUGCAACGGAUCAUGCACCGCGAUGGCCUUAUUAUGUGGAUGUCAAUGGCUAUUGGCGACUGUCCAACACACCCGUACGCGUAAAGCGUACGGCAUCCGAGGUGACAUUGCGUCUGACUGCGUCCGAGCAACUUGCUGCACUUGCUGCACGCUCAUUCAGGAUGAAACGGAGAUCAAGAAACGCGAGGAGGAGCGAGAAAAAGCGGCCAGAGCCACGGGGACAUCUUUGGCUUCGCCUUAUUUACCCCCUGUCCAGAUGUCCUAUGGGCCUCCUCCACGAUUAAACGCCGCGCACGAGCUGGACCAGGACCAGAAACUUGCGCUAGAAAAUUUUGUCCAAUUAUGCAAGGAGAAUGAUCUCUUAGGUCGGCCGGAUGGGAUGGGCGAUCGCGAUGCUUUGGAUGCGAUUAACGAUGAGUCGGCUUUAAUACGAUUUUUGCGCGCGCGCAAGUUCGACCCCGAGGAUGCUAUCAAUCCGUUCUUCGAGGCGGUCCUGUUCCGUAAGGAGAAUCGCGUGUUUGAGGUCUAUGAUGGGAUUCGUGUCCAGGAUUAUGAGACCGCUGGCGCGGCUUACCCUCAAUGGACAGGCCGUCUUGACAAACGCGGUCUACCAGUCUUCUUUGUGAACACCACCAACCUCAAGCUUCCAUUACUGGGAUACAAAGGUUCCAAUUUCGGCUACGUGCCACGCCUGUCGGAUUCGAAUCCCGACUCACCUCCCGCGGAAGCAGCUCAGCAGCAAGAGCGUGUUGACGUCCUGCAGCUGGGCUCGGUAAUGUUCGAUAGCUACACUCGCUUUGUGUUUCCGUUGUGUUCAAUGGUCACUCGAAGACGGGUUACCUCCAGUGUGAUUGUCGUCGAUGCGACGACGCUGUCGUUUAAGCAGGGGUUUGACAUUAGGAAUUUUGUUAAGGAAGCGAGUUGGCUUCUUACGACCUGUUAUCCCAACACGGUGGAUAAGAUCUUUGUCUGUAACUGUCCAUCAUAUUUCGGUGCUAUAUGGAAGCUCUUGAAGAGCUGGGUGGACCCGGUCACCGCGGCUAAACUGGUUUUCUUGUCUCAGGCUGAGGUGUAUCCGACUUUGAAGGAGCAUAUCCAUGACGAAGACCUUCCGAUCCAGCUCGGCGGGAAGUUGGAGUUUGAGCACGGCAAACCGGUGGACUUGAGUGAUGUGUUCAGAAAGGCCUUGGGUAUAGAUCAGUUGGCAGCUGGGCCUCACAAAUGGGUCUACGAUGAGAAGGGGGGAAUGAGUGCCGUUGCGGUGGGGAGUGUUGAUGGGAAAUUGAGGAAUGAAGUCAUUGCGACUUUGAAUGAUUCAGGGGAGUCAGAUCCACGUAGUUUGACAGGACGUGCUUGGAACGGAGGAAUGGGAAAUGACACUCAAAGCGAAGGCGGUGGGGUACUGCCGGGGAAUCUGGACCGCAGUGGCGGAUCCUCGAACCACCUCAAGACUUGUGAAUGGUCUCCCGUCAUCUUCUUGAUGCUGAUCGGCCUGUCUCUUCCCAUCUGUCAGAUUGUCCCUCAUUGCUCCGAUACUUUCAUCAGUCGACGUACACCAUCCAAGAAUCACGACCUGACUUCUUUCACUCCGCUCCUCCCCUUAUUACUUACACUCCGACUCCCGACCGUCCUGCUUUUGUUCCGAUUAUCGGUAAUUGACCAACGCGCUCUCUUGUGGUAUCGCAAUCAUGGGGAUUUGAGGGAUUUCGAUCACAUCGAUCUGAAUGAUUCAAAAGCCUAUAUGAGCUGCUCAGACCGUGACAUAUGGGCGCAACCGACGACUACCUCAGGGAAGACAUACGCGCCCGGCUGUACUCCGUUUCUUCUCCCAAGUGAUGGUGCUGUGUUUCUGAAUCGCUCUUUUUCAAUAUCCCUUACCGCAAAUGCGAUCUUCGAACCGGCUUGUACAAGUGAGCCUACAAAGACCAACCAUGCCUCCCCGAUGCUCGACACCCGUGACCCGUUUUAUUCUUCAGUGACUCCACAACUUUACGCCAUUGGCUGCUCGACCGUGGUCAGCUAUCUACUUGUUGUCAUGCUUCUUAUUACACCACGCACGUUCUACGUCGGCGGGCCGGGAGGCGGUGCCAAUUUUCUAGGCCGCCAUGGAAUGAUCAGCGGAUCGUACAGCGGGAAUUCCUCCGUCGUGGGGGUUGGGGGUCGACCAUGGUUGCAAAAGGUCGCCGCAAUCCUGGUCGCAAUAUGUCUAACUAUCGCAACGGCGGAUUCAUUCACGGUCGCUGAGCGACAGUAUCUUCACGGUUACUCGGACGCGGAAGCUCUGGCGGAAGAGGUCAUUGAUGGUAUGGAGAUCCGCAUUGUGAGAGUCAUAUGCGGCACGUUUCUAUGGCUUGCACAGGUACAGACGUUAAUUCGACUCUUUCCGCGACACAAAGAAAAAAUCAUGAUCAAAUGGGCAGGAUUCGCGUUGAUUGUGUUAGACACGAUAUUCAGCAUUCUGGACAAGUUUCUCGUUCAAACCAAUACGACGCGACCGCGGUUGUACGACGAUGCGAUCCCUGCGCUCAGUUAUCUUUUCGAACUCGCUCUCAACUUGCUCUAUGCUGCAUGGGUGAUCUUUUAUUCAAUAUCGAAAUCCCGCUUUGCGUUUUUUCACCCUAAGAUGAGGAAUAUCUGCCUCGUGGCCUUGAUGUCUCUGUGCGCGGUCCUCAUUCCUGUCGUUUUCUUUGUGAUGGAUAUUGCAAAACCGGAAAUCGCAGGCUGGGGUACCUAUGUGCGCUUGGUAGGCUCAGCAGCGGCAAGUGUUGUUGUUUGGGAAUGGGUGGAGCGCAUUGAAGCGCUAGAACGCGACGAAAGGAAGGAUGGAAUUCUUGGCCGGGAGAUAUUCGACGGUGACGAGAUGCUGGAAGUAACGCCCUCCGAAGAGGUUGAUUGGCCUCGACAGAACAAUUCUGGUCACGACCGAGGAGGAGGUACGGGCACAUCGUCCGGAUGGGGUGGUAUGAUGAGCUUAGGCCAUCGGCCCUUACGCACCAGGGUUGGACUCCCCAAUAAUAGCGGCCGCAAUUGGCAGUCUCGUCCUGCCACCCAAAACCAUGACACCUCAGCCGAUGCUCGCCGGCGGCGUCCAGCUCGACCAACACCACCGCCAGCGGCUGUAACGCCUGUCAGCCGGGCUGACACUACUAGUGCUGCCAGCACUGUGUACAAUGUUCAUUACCAUCCCGUUUCGAGCCCGACACCACCCGUUGGCAUGCCGCACAUGGAAGAGGAAGAGGAGAAUAGCGACGAGACGGCUGCAGCAAAGGAACUGGCAACGUCCAUGGAGGGACAGCAGGCAAACAUGACUCAUGAAGGCCUUGAAGCGCAACAAACGAGAGAUCAAUCUCCCCAGAUCAUCAACACCGAUCACAGGUGGCGGACGAUUCUAAAUCCUUUUAAACGUCGACACGCAUCCUUGCCAAGAGAAGUUGCUUCCGCGCAGGCUGAGGAGCAAUUUCCGUACACAGAUGAGGAGGGCGUGGCACCCGAUGAGAACGGAGAGCAGCACACUUUCCGGCCAACAAGUGAUAGAAGGACUCGACCCGAGUCCGGGCGGCAGGGCGCAGACACGCAGUUACCCGUAACUGUUAUACCCGCGCGACGUCGAGGCCAGCAUACAUGGUCACCGCAGUGGUUCAACGAUUCUAGUAUCCUGGAACCCUCGCCUCGCCGGCACCGUCACCAUACUUCGCACAACCGGGCUAAUCUCCCAGUGCGAGUAAUCCAACCGCAGGCCCGGCCUUCUGCUCCGUGGACAACAUCGGAUGCGGAGGGUAGCUUUGGUAACUACGAACUACGCUACGAUCCCGAAGCAGCGGCUCUCGUAGGAUUGGACGAUCCUGCCUUUGAAUCCCCUUCGGCUCGGGAUGUUCACCACGAGACCGUGCGAAUGAGCUUCACUGAUGAAUAUGUGGAUGAGCUUGAUCAUCAAUCCAUUUCCGACGCUCAUCAGGACGAGCCCAACCCGGAGUCUACCAAUCGACCUCCAGCGGAACAAUCCUUUCGAGCAACGGCGCCGUCUCUCGACCCUCAUCCACCGCGCUCACACAAUACCAGUACCGGUGCCAGCGAAAGCCCUAGACCUCCGCAAUAA
Aspergillus affinis is the source of this 4836-nucleotide messenger RNA. RefSeq names its product PalH-domain-containing protein. Gene Ontology annotation, cellular component: plasma membrane. Lineage: Eukaryota; Fungi; Ascomycota; Eurotiomycetes; Eurotiales; Aspergillaceae. The record is from RefSeq and is a predicted model, not a curated record. The transcript is spliced from 9 exons. The coding region runs from base 1 to 4836 and encodes 1611 amino acids. Gene Ontology annotation, biological process: cellular response to pH.